CUCCGAUCCGUCGCGCGCGCCCCUGUCCGCUCUCGUCACCGCUCGUCCGCCACCGUUUUCAUCCGCGUGUCCGCCGCCCGGUUUCGUCGUCACAACAAACGGGCGCGCACACGCACGCAGUCAGUCUCGCGCGCACGCCGUACCGUACCGGUUCGCGUUCCGUCCGAAGCGUAUUCGUUUUUUUUUUUCUUUUUUCUCUUCCAAUUUUCUCGUUCUUUCCCCGUCGUCCACAGCCGCCGAAGAGAAACCUCCGUGCCGUUUUCAGGGUUUCACAUAUCUCCACGUCCAGGUUUUAAUCGCUCUGUCUUUCGAAUUGGUUUAUGUUGAUCGGUAAGAAGAUAUAAAAGAAUCCAAGAGUAUUAACCAUGUUGAAACACGUGCACCGAGCAAAAUGUGCCGAUACACUUAGCAUUGUGUCUACGGCAAGUUCUUUCAAUCAAGAAUCAAUGUCGAGUAGAUGUUCAAGUAUAUCUUCGUUGAACAUAACAAAUCCUGUAGAAACAAUCAAAGUUUAUACAAAAUGUUUGCGUUCCGACCUCGAGUAUAAAACACUUGGCCUAUCUUAUACGACAACUUGCAGUGAAGUUAUUUCCAUUUUACUCAGUAAAUAUCGAAUGCGCCACAGAGACCCAAAUCUGUUUUACAUGACCAUGGAAAUAAACUUAAGGAAAAUAGGACUCAGAACUGUAUUCGUCUUGGAUAACGAAUCUUGUCCCGCGGUAUUACAGUCCUGUCAACCCAAAGGAGAAUCGAGAUUUUGUUUGCAAUCAAAAAAAGGUGGUCUUGUGAAAAUUUAUGACAGUGAAUUGAUGCCAGGAUCCAAGUAUAAAAGCUUAUUGAUUUCUGAACGAACUACAGUCGAUGAGUUGAUCAGAAUAUUACUCAACUGCUAUAAUAGCAAAGAGGAAGUUGAACAGUUUUCUGUGUACGAGGUAUCAAAAUCUGAAGAAUAUCAACGCAAACUUCAUCACGAUGACAUGCCAUUGAAUGUGCAAUACUGUUGGCCCCAUGGCAGUGAUUUCAUUUUCCUGCUUAAAAGGAAUCCAAAUUACAAGUCAAAACAAGUUCAGACUAUUUGGACCGAUCACCACAAAGAAGAACGUAUAAUGAACGACUAUGAAAAUUUUAUUUACAUAUAG
This is a messenger RNA of Sipha flava (yellow sugarcane aphid), 1139 nucleotides long. RefSeq lists its product as uncharacterized. The coding region runs from base 366 to 1139 and encodes 257 amino acids. Gene Ontology annotation, biological process: positive regulation of fibroblast growth factor receptor signaling pathway; signal transduction; positive regulation of epidermal growth factor receptor signaling pathway. NCBI's taxonomy places the organism in Eukaryota, Metazoa, Arthropoda, Insecta, Hemiptera, Aphididae. The record is from RefSeq and is a predicted model, not a curated record. The transcript has 8 exons.